AUGGAACCCAGGAAUACAUCCCGAGUAACUGAAUUUAUCCUAUUAGGAAUUCCUUUUCUGUAUGACUUUCACCGAGUCUUCUUUGUGCUGGGUCUGUUCAUGUACAUUGUAACCAUCCUUGGGAAUGGCUUCAUCCUCAUCAUCGUCACAAUUGAGCCAAGACUUCAGACACCGAUGUACAUCUUCCUGAGCAACCUUGCUUUCCUGGAGAUUUGCUAUACCUCCACUGUAGUGCCCAAAUUACUACAGACAUUUAUACAAAGCAAAACCACCAUCUGCUUCCACUGCUGUCUUAUUCGAGGAUUUUUUCACUUCUUUUUCGGUAGUACAGAGCUUUUCAUCCUGACAGCUAUGGCCUUUGACCGCUAUCUGGCCAUCUGCAAGCCCCUUCAGUAUCCCAUCAUGAUGUCCAAGCACGUGUGCCUUCAAAUGUCUUUGGCCACCUGGUAUGCUGCCCUUAUAGUUAUCUUUCCUAAUUCUUUUAUGGUUUGGAGAUUGCCGUUCUGCAGGUCCAAUGUCAUUGAACAUUUCUACUGUGAUUUUGGUCCUGUGUUGAGGCUUGUCUGUGCGGAUACGCAUCUCAUUGAGUUUCUCAGACUGUUAGCCGCCUUUGUAAGCGUGAUUAUGACCUUGCUUCUCAUGAUUCUGUCCUACAUUUUCAUUAUUGCCACCAUCCUAUGCAUCCCCUCCACGGUGGGGCAGAAGAAGGCCUUCUCCACCUGCACAUCACACCUUUUGGUGGUGUCCAUAUUGUAUGGAGCUCUUGUCUUUAUGUACGUGAGACCCAACAUCCAGUUCUCAUUUCGCUUGUCAAAGACUGUGGCAGUCUUUAACACCAUGCUUACCCCAAUGCUGAAUCCUUUCAUAUACACAAUUCGGAAUGCCGAAGUCAAAAAAGCCAUCCAGAAUGCAAUCCAUAAAAGGAAAGGCACCUUAAAUUGA
Molecule: messenger RNA, 942 nt
Organism: Notechis scutatus (mainland tiger snake)
Lineage: Eukaryota; Metazoa; Chordata; Lepidosauria; Squamata; Elapidae
Product: olfactory receptor 6X1-like
Biological process (GO): G protein-coupled receptor signaling pathway
Cellular component (GO): membrane
Molecular function (GO): G protein-coupled receptor activity; olfactory receptor activity
Source: RefSeq, a predicted model, not a curated record